UUUUAAUAAAUUAAAUUAACUUCAGGGAUUAUUCUUUAGAAAAUAUCUAAAAGUGGAAACAAUAAAAUAAUGAAAUUAUCAAUUUUAUAUAAAAAGAUGUCAAUUAAAAAGAUUAUUUUGUUAAUGCUUUUAUUAGCAAUAAUAAAAUGUGAUGAUACCAUAGUUCAAAGCAUUUAAUCAAAGGAUUAGCAAAAUGAAAAUUCACCAUCAGCCUCUAAUUCUACUAAUUAAAGCCCUUCUUAAAAUGACAAAACAAUACUUCAAUAAACAGAAAAUUAAGAAAGUGAUUCAGAUGACACAUAGUUAACAAGUUAAGAAAACGAAUUGGAACAUUAGUGUGAAGCAGAUUCUGAUUGUGGAUAUAUGCAAGUCUGUAAUUAGCAUUUUUAGUGCUAGAGAAAGAAUUUAUUCCCAAUGACUUUAACUGAAUUGUUAGGUAGUGUGGUUAUUCUCGUAGUUGUCGGAAUAGGUUAAGCUGCUGGUAUUGGUGGUGGUUUAAUUGUAGUACCAGUUUUAAUGUCUUUCUUUGGAUAUGAAACUAAAAAAAGCAUUGCCCUUGUUUUUAUCACAAUUUUCAGUGCUUCUCUUGGUAAUCUAAUGUCCUUUAUGAAAUAAAAAUCUAAAGAUGGAGGCCCUGUAAUUGAUUAUAGAAUAGUUGUCCUAUCUUUACCAACUAUUAUGGUUGGAUCAAUUUAUGGUGUUGCUUUAAAUAAGUUUAUACCUUAGAUUGUUCUUGCUUUUGCUUUGGCAUUCUUUAUUCUUCAAAGUCUUACCAAAACAUACAAAUCCUACAAGCGUGAAAAGGCUAAAGAAGUACAAGAAAAUUAAAAUAAUAAUAAAUCUGACCAAUCCUCUCCUCUUUAUGAAUUAAAAUAACCCAAUGAAAAUGGUUUACCACCAAUUUCUUAAUCAUCUAAAAAAGAGCAAUAUCCCAAAAGUUUGCUUUCAAAAAUAUUCUGUAUUACGUUAGGUUUUGCAGUUUUCUCUCUUUUGAGAGGUGGUUCUAAAUUUGAUUCAUUGCUCGGUAUACCUCCUUGCGGCUUUUUGUAUCAAAUUUCUAACUUGGCUUCAGCAUACGUGGCAUAUUUGUUAGUGAAAGGAAUUAUUGCAGGUUUAGUUAUUUAAAAUAAAAUAGAAGAAAAAUUAGUGGUAAAUACUUCUUCUGAUGAUACUUAGCUUACUGCAUAAGAAAUGUAAGGAUUUGCAGUGACUGCCUUUUUAGCUGGUUUAAUAGGUUCUACUUUUGGUUUAGGAGGUGGUAUGGUAUUAGUACCAAAAUGGUUAGAGUAAGGUAUUCCUUCAUAUAAAACCACUCCUUGCUCUAUAAGUCUUUUGUUCUUAACUGCUUUUAACAGUGCUAUAUAAUUUGCAUUGGGUGGUGUCUAUGAAACAGAAGAAAUUAUCUACUUUAGUGUAAUUGCUCUGCUUAGCUCCUUUAUUGUUUCAUCAUCUAUUUAAUAAUAUGUAAAGAAGACUAACCAAGCUUCACUAUUAAUAUUAAUUAUUAUUGGUUUUAUGAUUAUUGCCUUCUGCCUAUUUGGUACUAUGAAUGUGUAAAAGGCAAUGGUUGACUUGCCUUCUCUUUUUGACUUUGGACAAUUUUGCUGAUUUUAAUUUAAAAUAAAUUCUUUAAAAACUUUAUUCCUAAAAUCUAUUUUUAUUUUUUCUGUAAAUUUAUAUAACGAAUAAAAAUAAAUAACGUAUUUUUGUAUUCUUAUCUCUUAAAAAAUAAAAAAUGAUAACCAAUUAA
Tetrahymena thermophila SB210 is the source of this 1750-nucleotide messenger RNA. Its product is annotated as sulfite exporter TauE/SafE. Gene Ontology annotation, biological process: protein ubiquitination. The record is from RefSeq and is a predicted model, not a curated record. Lineage: Eukaryota; Ciliophora; Oligohymenophorea; Hymenostomatida; Tetrahymenidae. The transcript has a single exon. Gene Ontology annotation, cellular component: Cul4A-RING E3 ubiquitin ligase complex; membrane.